Molecule: messenger RNA, 405 nt
Organism: Staurois parvus
Lineage: Eukaryota; Metazoa; Chordata; Amphibia; Anura; Ranidae
Source: the annotation of a GenBank genome assembly
AUGCAGACUGCUUCUACAAACAUUUGUGAAAGAGUGUGCAAUAAGUCCAUCCGUGAAAUUUCCUUGCUACUAAAUAUUCCACAGUCAACUGUUAGUGGUAUUAUAACAAAGUGGAAGCAACUGGGAACAACAGCAACUCAGCCACAAAGUGGUAGGCCACUUAAAAUGACAGAGUGAGGUCAGUGCAUGCUGAAGCGCACAGUGUGCAGAAGUUGCCACCUGUCUGCAGAGUCAAUAGCUAAAGACUUCCAAAUUGUGUGUGGCCUUCAGAUUAGCACAACAGUGCUUAGAGAGCGUCAAGGAAUGGAUUUCCGUGGCCGAGCAGCUGCAUCCAAGCUUUACAUCACCAAGUGCAAUGCAAAGCAUCAGAUGCAGUGGUGUAAAGCACACCACCACUGGAUUCUA